Molecule: messenger RNA, 1502 nt
Organism: Cylas formicarius (sweet potato weevil)
Lineage: Eukaryota; Metazoa; Arthropoda; Insecta; Coleoptera; Brentidae
Product: tRNA (cytosine(38)-C(5))-methyltransferase
Exons: 3
Coding region: 244-1299 (351 amino acids)
Molecular function (GO): methyltransferase activity
Source: RefSeq, a predicted model, not a curated record
UUAAUCAUUACAUGUGAUGAAGGGAACCUAUUAGCUUGUUACUAUACAUUACUGCCAAAUUUUAGCAAUAUCGGUAAAAUGUUGAAGUAUUAAUGAAACUGAAUUAAAAAAGAAACUUUAGGAUUUUAGUAAACAUUUUUAUAUAAACUUUUCUACUUAAAAUUAAAAUCUUUAUUUGAAAUCAAGAUCGCCAGAUUCAUGACAUAAUAAUCAUCCUAAAAGCUACUUGCUAUUUUUGUAAUAAUGAAAGUUUUAGAGUUAUACAGCGGAAUUGGUGGCAUGCACUUUGCUUUGAAUGAAAGUGGAGUACCUGGGAUAAUAAAAGCCGCGGUAGAAAUAAAUAACAUUGCAAAUGCGGUUUACAAACAUAAUUUUCCUGAUACUCUUGUGAUAAAUUCUAACAUUGAAAGCUUAACCGCAGAAAAAAUCAACAAACUUGAUGUGGAUACAAUAUUGAUGUCGCCUCCUUGUCAACCAUUUACAAGAAAUGGCUUAAAAAAUGACAUCAAAGAUCCAAGAACAGAUUCUUUUCAGCAUAUAUUAGAUUUAUUACCCGAUCUAAAUAUUAAAAUGAUCCUCAUGGAAAAUGUUAAAGGAUUUGAAGAAUCAAAAAUGAGGACACAUUUCAUUAAUAGUUUGGUCAAAUGUGAAUUCAUUUACCAGGAGUUUCUUAUAAACCCUACCCAAAUAGGUGUACCAAAUUCUCGUCCGAGAUAUUAUUGCUUAGCCAAAAAAACGCCUGAUAAAUUUAAUUUUGAAACAGGCCUUUUGCUACACAAUUUUCCAUUACCUUGCGAGGAAGUCCAAUGUUUUGAGGUAGCAAAUAUUCUAGAGGAAGUUGUCAAUGUUAACGAAUUUUCUGUACCUUUAACUCUUUUAAAGAAAAAUGUAAAAACUUUAGAUGUUUGCUAUAGAAGUUCAAGACAUACUUGUUGUUUUACCAAAUCAUAUGGCCGAUAUAUUAAAGGAUGUGGUAGUGUUCUUUCUGAGUGUGACGAGAGUGAGGCAAAAAAAAGUUUAGAAAUCCUACAGGAAUGCAGUCAAGAUUCUGACGUGUUUCUCCUCCUCUCUGAAAACUUAAACUUGAGAUUUUUUACCCCUAGAGAAAUUUGUAGGCUCAUGUGUUUUCCAGAAACAUUUAAUUUUCCCACUGACAUUAAUAUCAGACAACAGUAUAAAGUAUUAGGAAAUAGUAUAAACAUUAAAGUUGUUUCCAAGUUAAUAAAAGUUUUAUAUACUUUGUUUUUAACAUUUCAUUGUAUUAAAAUCAAUAACAGAAUAACCAACCAUAGUCCGUAAGUACUUUUAACAAAUAAUUAAUUGGAAUAGUAGGUAAAAACGAAUUUCGUUCCUAAGUACCAAUUGGAAUGUAUUUGUCGGAAAUAUUUCCGGGCCAGACUAAAUCUGGACCAUAGAAUCCUAAGUUUUUUUGGGAAGUGGACAAAUUGGAGUUGCAGGACCAUAUUUAAAAAGGGAAAAUAAUCAGUUUUUUUAAUUACGCC